Molecule: messenger RNA, 495 nt
Organism: Molossus molossus (Pallas's mastiff bat)
Lineage: Eukaryota; Metazoa; Chordata; Mammalia; Chiroptera; Molossidae
Product: ubiquinol-cytochrome-c reductase complex assembly factor 2
Exons: 4
Coding region: 36-446 (136 amino acids)
Biological process (GO): mitochondrial respiratory chain complex III assembly
Cellular component (GO): mitochondrial matrix
Source: RefSeq, a predicted model, not a curated record
UCCUCCCUCAAGGGCGGGGACAAGCGGGGCUCAAAAUGGCAGCCAGCCGCUACCGGCGUUUUCUUAAGCUCUGUGAGGAAUGGCCAGUGGACGAGACCAAACGGGGCCGGGACUUGGGCGCUUACCUGCGGCAGCGGGUAGCACAAGCGUUUCGGGAGGGAGAGAACACUCAGGUUGCAGAGCCUGAGGCCUGCGAUCAGAUGUAUGAGAGCUUAGCACGGCUCCAUUCGAACUAUUACAAACACAAGUACCCUCGCCCCAGAGACACGAGCUUCAGUGGGCUGUCCUUGGAAGAGUACAAGCUGAUCCUCUCCACAGACACCCUGGGCGAGUUCAAGGACAUGAACAAAGGCAUGUGGAAGAAACUACAGGAGAAGUUCACCGCCAGGAGUCCUGAGGAGAAGCCGAAGGCCUGGGCUCAGACCUUACCUCGCCCGCGAACCUAAGUGUUGAAUCUGUAUGUUGCGUAAUAAAUAAAACUGCCCUGACUCCCCC